This is a messenger RNA of Daldinia loculata, 499 nucleotides long. RefSeq lists its product as uncharacterized. Lineage: Eukaryota; Fungi; Ascomycota; Sordariomycetes; Xylariales; Hypoxylaceae. The coding region runs from base 125 to 430 and encodes 101 amino acids. The record is from RefSeq and is a predicted model, not a curated record. The transcript has a single exon.
AUCCCAGGAAGAUCAAAACAAAAGAAAGCAAGAGGGUGGGCCCACGCGAUCCCAAUGUCAAAAGGUCGAUAUGAAGCCCGAUUCAACAUGCAAAGGGAGAUGAACCGACCAACGAAGCAGCUGAAUGAGAAACUGGAAUGGACGAAGCGAAGAACGAAAUGAAACGCAACUGCGUGCUGCUGCACAUGUGAUUGGACGGGUAUUGGGUUUUUCGAGUCAUGCGGGAAUUUCAUGUCUAUAUGUUGUGUCCUCUCCGACGACCUAUUUGUUGUAUAUAGGGAAUUCUUUCCUUUUUCCCUUAGUCGUUUUCGAGACGGCCGGUCUCUCUAUCACUAGAGUUAGAAUCAAUGCGGCUCGCUCGCCACCCUAUGGCAGAAACCUACCAAUAUUGACUAUUCUUCGGUUACCAUUCAACAAUGUAUGUUACUAAAUUAGUUGUGAAUGUCGGGCAGACGGGUAGGCAGUUUAACGUCAAAUCAUAUGCUUCACUAUUACAACA